AUGAACUUCCUGUCCGUCGCUCUUCUCUUCUGUAUUCUCGCUAACGCAUUUGCCAGUCAUUAUGAGCACCACCACGAAGAACACCAUGGUCAUCAUCAUCCAUCUGAAGAAGACGUCGCCGAGUUGGCCAGUGCAGCCCGCGACAGUGCAGUCCAGCAUUAUCUUGCCCGCGAGAAAUUCCGCUCCAAAGUCCGUCACGCGCUGGUCCGAGACGACAUCCGACGCAAUCUCAACCGUCACGAACUCCGCAAAGCAGCCAGGGAUUUCCUCGAGCAGCAGUAA
Messenger RNA from Caenorhabditis sp. 36 PRJEB53466, 282 nucleotides. Lineage: Eukaryota; Metazoa; Nematoda; Chromadorea; Rhabditida; Rhabditidae. The record is from the annotation of a GenBank genome assembly.